Sinocyclocheilus rhinocerous is the source of this 1596-nucleotide messenger RNA. RefSeq names its product transmembrane protein 132C-like. Lineage: Eukaryota; Metazoa; Chordata; Actinopteri; Cypriniformes; Cyprinidae. The transcript has 3 exons. The coding region runs from base 580 to 1596 and encodes 338 amino acids. The record is from RefSeq and is a predicted model, not a curated record.
GGACUUAUUUACAUAAACGCUCCUAAUUGUUUCUUAAUCACAGAUAUUGUCUAUUAAACGUCACUUUAUUUGUAACCCCUCGCGCCUUCUGGAAUUACAGUGGAUUUGACAUCAUUAUGAAGCGUUGCCGAGCCUCACAAGCGAUGCUCAACUUUCCUCUGAGAUUCUCCACACAGCUGUGCGAACUGAGGCUUAUUUAGACGGAUCACACAUCCACGACCACCAGACUGCUUUUAACAACAAACACUUGUGGCGCGGAACUACAAAUCUGUGACUUUUUAUGGGAUGGCACUUCUAUAUUUUUAAUGUUUGAGGUGCUUGUCAGACACUUCAGAAGACAUAUAAAACUCACGAAACAGACCGUGACUGUCAAGAUGACAACGUUUAGUAACUGCACCGAGGGAGAGACUCAUUUUGAGAUGCUUGGAGGGGGAAACAUCUAACCGCUACCCUGUUUUUUUGCUUAUGAAGGGACGAAGGCUGCGUUUAUCGUCCUGUAGACCUUAAGGAAGACUUGUCGGUGGAAAAACACCGACCCGUUCCCUUCUUCAUCCCCGACCAACUUCAGAGGAACUGAAGAUGCUGCGCCUCAGCCCAGCUGGGCUCAUAUUUUUCAUGCUUUGCAGAGUCAUCGACAGUCGGAUGCUGAUGGAAGGACUGCAGAGAUUCGGUGCAAUCCCGACUUAUCUUCCGGUCCGAUACCAGGUGCUGAAUGCAGAGUCUGCCUUCUUCCUAAAGGAGGCCAACCAGGACAUCAUGAGGAACUCCAGCCUGCAGGUUCGUACAGAACUUUUCUUCAUCCAACAAGCCAGAAAGACGCCGUCGGUCAAUGCCAGUUACGGGCCACUGUAUGUAGAACAACCUGUGCCUGCGGAGCUUCUGGGCCCAGAACUCUUCAACAACCCCUCAUCCACGUCGCCAUCGUCCACUUCCUCUCCUCUCUUUAGUUUUAACUGGAAAGUGCAGACUUUUAUUAUCAGUGAGCGAAUCCAUCCAAGUUGGCCGAAGGUUCAGGUUCUCUUCUACGUUGUGGGCCGGGACUGGGAUGACUACAGUGCCGUGGACAAUUUGCCGUGUGUCAGGAUGUUUGCCUUCCACGAAACCCAAGAGGUACGAGGCACCUGUCAUCUAAAAGGGGAACUCGGACUGUGCGUGGCUGAACUGGAACCUCUGCUUAGCUGGUUCAGUCCCCCUAGUGUCAUACCAGGUCGACAGAGAUCUCCCGAGCUGGUUGAAGGCACUCCUGUGGAGCUGUAUUACAUGCUACAAUCCACCGACACUGGAGAAUGCAGCUCGGAAGACUCCCGCAAGACCAAUUCCAUCCACACUGGGCAGCUGGGCCCUGCCGGGUACUUCUCAGGGCCCACACCCAUGCGCAGGAUCGGCAGCGUACGCCUAUUCCAGCCGCUCUCUGAGCUGCGUUUGGACAGUAACUUUGUGGUGAUGGUUCCCUCCAGACCCAUCAGGCAGAGGGAGACGGUGUCAGCCUUCCUAGCAGUCUCCACCCUUUCAUCAGUAGAGAUCUUCACUUUAAGUUUUUGGAAGUUGUAUUCAAAAUUCACUUGGCUCAAGAACAUGCCCACUCAGUUUGAGUAG